CUGAUUGCAUAGAAUAUGAGCACAACACAUUUUAGUUCAUUCUUCUUCAGUCUUCAGUAAUAUACAGAGCUUUCUUCUUGCCUGUUAGCUAAAGAACAUUUGGGGGUUAUAAAUAUUCAGUUUGUGAAGCAAAAUACAUGGCAGGUUUCGACAGCCAAAGAUGGUCUCUCAAGGGCAUGACUGCCCUCGUCACCGGUGGAACAAAAGGCAUCGGAUAUGCCAUUGUGGAGGAACUAGCAGGACUUGGAGCAACCGUGCACACCUGCGCUCGCAACCAGGCACAGAUUCUUGAGAGGCUUCAAGAAUGGGAAAGUAAGGGAUUCAAAGUGACUGGCUCGGUUUGUGACUUAACCUCUAAAGCACAAAGGGAGAACCUCAUCAAAACUGUCUCCUCUAUUUUUGAAGGCAAACUUAACAUCCUUGUAAAUAGUGCUGCAACUUGCACACUUAGAGGAACUACAGAUUAUACUUUGGAAGAUUUCUCAAGUAUGAUGAAAACCAAUGUUGAAUCUCCAUACCAUCUUUCUCAACUUGCACAUCCUCUCUUGAAGGCCUCAGGAAAUGCAAGUAUUGUCUUUGUUGCCUCCAUUGCCGGUGUGGUAGCUCUACCGAAACUGUCUGCCUAUGCAGCAACAAAAAUGUUGUUGAUUGCAACCUCCAAACAUCACUACCACUGCUAUCUUAUAGGCGCAGUCAUCCAAAUUUCGAAGAACUUGGCAUGCGAAUGGGCAAAAGACAACAUUCGUACUAAUGCUGUGGCACCAUGGGCUGUCAACACCGGAGUUAAAGUUGAAUCUGAUGGUCAUUCUGAUGAUUUCAGGCGCCUAAUAGGUCGAACUCCCAUCCAACGCCUUGCACAGCCUAAUGAAAUAUCAUCUCUGAUCACUUUCCUCUGCCUUCCUGCUGCUUCUUACAUCAAUGGACAAGUUAUUAGUGUUGAUGGAGGAUUUACAGUUAGCGGCUUCUAGCGAACUGAACUCAUCAAUGCAUAGGUUGCAAAAUCUGGCAUCCUAUCUAUCUGAUCACAUAUCACCUACGAAUUCCAACCAUAUUUCUUCAAUUAUUACCUAUGGGCAAUAUCAGUCCCUCCAAUUUGCUGACAGGUUCACACCUCUAAGCUAGUAGCAAGCCCCGGGGAAAAGUCAAUGCAAUGUUCAUGGUUGUUAAAAAGUCUCUAUAAUUUAAGCGUUUACUUUGUAAAUCGUAAGAACAAGCAUAAUAUGAGUGGCCCCAUACUUAUGAUUGAUAUAAUUCCUUUGUCAACAAUUGCGGUUUAUAAGAUUUUUCUUUUAUUGAA
Messenger RNA from Malus domestica (apple), 1297 nucleotides. RefSeq names its product tropinone reductase homolog At2g29360-like. The record is from RefSeq and is a predicted model, not a curated record. Gene Ontology annotation, molecular function: oxidoreductase activity. Lineage: Eukaryota; Viridiplantae; Streptophyta; Magnoliopsida; Rosales; Rosaceae.